This is a messenger RNA of Lindgomyces ingoldianus, 771 nucleotides long. RefSeq lists its product as uncharacterized. The transcript is spliced from 3 exons. The coding region runs from base 143 to 556 and encodes 137 amino acids. The record is from RefSeq and is a predicted model, not a curated record. NCBI's taxonomy places the organism in Eukaryota, Fungi, Ascomycota, Dothideomycetes, Pleosporales, Lindgomycetaceae.
CCCCAGCCAAGGCUCUCAGUAUACGCGACACACCCCCCAGGUGAGCUGCGCAGCAGCUCACCUGCGUUGAGCGUCAACUUGGCUUGUUGGAGCAGCGCUGCGCGUUUACCCUGUGUUUGUGCUCGUUGCCCCAGGCAGCGCGAUGAUCGUUUCCCUAGGCAGCGCAGGUCACGUGCGUGCCGUGAUCGCCGCAACAGAGGUAAAUAAAUUCUGCUGCUCCUCGAGCUUCUCUUCUGUAAGUCCCAACAACAUGCCGCGUCUCAAUAAAGCUAAAAGAGCCGCCCGCUCGCGUGCCGCCGCUCUGCGGGGCCGCGUUGCCAGCAAGCCUGCGCCCACCCCCCGCCAGCCCGCGCCUCCCACCCCCCGUCGGCGCCCGCUCCCCGCUCCGGCCUCGACUCCCCGCCGGCCUCCCCCUGGUGCGCUCCGCGCGCAGUCCUGUCUGGGCUGCAUAAAGAGUGCGCUCGCGGGGCGCUCCAGUGGGGAGUGCCAUGAUUCCGCCACUGGCGGUUCGCGCUGUUGGCGCUGUUCCUCCGGGCACAGCUGCCUGCCCCUGUAAGCCCCGUAGCAGUGUGUGGGGUGAUCUAGUUUUGACCUAUUUGCAGUCCCCCCGUCGCCGUCGUGUAUGCGCGGCGCCUUGUUGCGGCGCUCGUCGCGGAGGACGAGCGGGCUGCGUCCCGGCUUCGGCCGGUUCUUCGAGCUCUGCUCGAGGAAGAUGUGGUGGAGGAGGAGGAGGGAGAGGAGGAGGAAGAGGAGGAGGAGGAGGAGGAGGAG